This is a messenger RNA of Trypanosoma theileri, 321 nucleotides long. RefSeq lists its product as uncharacterized. NCBI's taxonomy places the organism in Eukaryota, Euglenozoa, Kinetoplastea, Trypanosomatida, Trypanosomatidae. The transcript has a single exon. The coding region runs from base 1 to 321 and encodes 106 amino acids. The record is from RefSeq and is a predicted model, not a curated record.
AUGUCUGUAGAGACACGACUGGAACUGCAGCGACUCCUGCAGUACGUGAAGGAGGGUGAAGUUCUCUAUGAUGAGGCGACAUCUCGUCAAGAAAAGGCCGAUGUUUUCAUUAAUUCUGAGGAUGAAAGUGAGUCCUCCGACUCUGUGAUGAUGACACCGUGCGUGCAUAUGUCUUGUGCAGAUCCACCAGCUCUAUUAGAAAAGAUGUGUGAUGCAGACCGUGUACUGCAGAGAGGUUUAGAAGUACACCGCAAAGCUAGGGCGAUAAUUGAUGAGUCGAACGCAAAUCCAGCUUUUACGUUCGCAUUAUUACACUGUUGA